This is a messenger RNA of Metopolophium dirhodum (rose-grain aphid), 1060 nucleotides long. RefSeq names its product casein kinase II subunit beta (gene CkIIbeta). Gene Ontology annotation, molecular function: protein kinase regulator activity. Lineage: Eukaryota; Metazoa; Arthropoda; Insecta; Hemiptera; Aphididae. Gene Ontology annotation, cellular component: protein kinase CK2 complex; cytoplasm. Bases 250 to 912 code for a protein of 220 amino acids. The transcript has 6 exons. The record is from RefSeq and is a predicted model, not a curated record.
CUACUGUUCGGUGAUUUCUUUUCCACACAAAAUUUCUUAUCCAAUUCCACUAUUCCAUUUUCCAUUACUUUAUACUUACUAUAGUUACUGCUCACUACUCAGUAACGACAUAUAGUUCUUACUGUUUUAGUCAAACUAGUAGUGGAAAUUGUUUAUAAAAUAAAUACGUCAACCAUUUUAGAAAUUGUGUCUAACAUAAAAGCGUGGCUAGCCCAAGUAAAAGAAGGUUCUUAAUUUUAUGACAGGAGGAUGAGCAGUUCCGAAGAAGUUUCUUGGAUCUCAUGGUUCUGUGGACUACGAGGAAAUGAAUUUUUCUGCGAAGUCGAUGAAGAUUACAUUCAAGACAAAUUCAAUUUGACAGGACUUAAUGAACAGGUGCCUCAUUAUAGGCAAGCUUUGGAUAUGAUUUUGGAUCUUGAACCAGAUGAUGAUUUGGAUGACAAUCCAAAUCAUUCAGACUUAAUUGAACAGGCUGCUGAGAUGUUAUAUGGUUUGAUACAUGCUCGUUACAUUUUGACAAACCGUGGUAUUGCUCAAAUGAUUGAGAAAUAUCAAACUGGUGAUUUUGGACACUGCCCGCGAGUAUAUUGUGAAAAUUCACCAAUGCUCCCAAUAGGUUUGUCAGAUGUUCCAGGAGAAGCAAUGGUUAAGCUUUACUGUCCUAAAUGUAUGGAUGUGUAUACACCAAAAUCAUCUCGUCAUCAUCACACUGAUGGUGCUUAUUUUGGUACAGGUUUUCCACAUAUGUUGUUUAUGGUACAUCCAGAAUACAGACCACCAAGGCCUAGCAAUCAAUUUGUGCCUAGACUUUAUGGUUUUAAGAUACAUGGCCUGGCUUAUCAAAUACAACAGCAGGCAGCAGCUAAUGUCAAAACACCACUCAGACUGACCAGCUUUAAUGGAAAACGUUAAUAUGUAUUAAUGGAAAAUUUAUCCACAUUUUUAUUAUUCUUAAAUAUUACUAGAUUAACAAAAACAAGAUUUAAUUUCAGUUACAAUUUUCACCAGCUGUUAGCUGUACAUUAUAUAUUAAUAAAUUGAUUUAAUUUGUUCAUCACAA